Messenger RNA from Plodia interpunctella (Indianmeal moth), 1278 nucleotides. RefSeq lists its product as uncharacterized. The coding region runs from base 391 to 1083 and encodes 230 amino acids. The record is from RefSeq and is a predicted model, not a curated record. The transcript has 5 exons. Lineage: Eukaryota; Metazoa; Arthropoda; Insecta; Lepidoptera; Pyralidae.
ACAUUUGCUAUUUUCUCUACUGUUAUUACAAUGGCAGUAAGAUACACAUACGUACUUACACUUACGUACCUAUUUAGAAUUCAGUUUUGUAUUUUCAUCUAAGUGUACCGAUUUAUUCAAUUAAACUGACCAAAAUAGUUACAAAAAUUCGGUCGUUUAAAAAAAGUCUAACACACGCAACGGUUCUGUAAAAUUUGUAUCUUGACAGUCAGACAAACCGACAGACGGUGUGAAGGAUCACAUACCAUGGAAUUAUUAGGAACUACGCUGUGCGAAGUACAUACUAAAUCCAUGUCACACACGUCGUUGUGCGUCAAACCGUCUGUCGGUUUAUCUGGGUUCCGUAGUUCAUAAGAUUUGAAGGCCAGAAAGCAGGUCAACUUUGACCAAAUGAAGGCGUUGAUAGAUUUUCUGAAAGAGCAUCCAGACUUGGCUAAAGGGCUAGCGAGGGGUCGUAGAGGGAAGAUGCAAUCCCUUAAGCUUUGGAAUCAAUGUGCUAAGAAGCUCAACCUCAUCAAAGAUGGCGCGGAAAAGGAUAGGAAAGGGUGGUCGAAGUACUGGUGUGAUUGGAAGUAUCGUGUCAGGAGACGCUCUCUGGAGCUGAAGGUAGCUGAGGACGGCAACAGAACCCCACCCGACGGUGUCAGCCCCUUGUCUCCGCUGGAAGAAGAUAUACUUACCAUUAUCGGAGAAACUGUUGAAGGAAUCAUGAUCAAGUGCGAUCCUUUGGGAAAUGGAGAUACAGAUGAUGAAGCAGCAAGUGACGUCAAUACAUCGUGCAAAGUUGCAACUACGAGAAAGCGGAAACGCAGGCAUUCUUCAAUGGAAAAUAUUGAAAUAGAGAAAAGAGACAACAACAGUUCUUCUGUAAAGAAGCGUACGAUCAAAAAUGAAGACGACGACAGUGAUACAGAUACUGAUGAUAACGAUGCAGACGAAGCAAAGAAGUUUAUACGGCUGGAAGAAGAGAAACUUUAUAACCUAAGAAAAAUUGCUAAGUCUGUGCAAAUGAUGGCCUCAACGUUAAGGGAGUUGGUCGAUGACUUCAAGUCUCAUAUUAGAAAUCAUUCUUCUUCUACUUAGCGAGUAGACUCGACGAAUCAUAUAUGUGAAUACCGAUACAGCUGUAUCGGUGUUAGAUAUAAUUUAGACAAUAUAAUUAGAUUAGACAAAGUAAGUAACUAGGAAUUUUAUUUUUAAUUUUUUUUAGAUAAAUAAAUAAAUUGAAGAUGAAAUUUUGUUUGUUUGUCAGGCAGAUCACAAAAGAGAUUUCUUCCA